This is a messenger RNA of Aspergillus aculeatus ATCC 16872, 870 nucleotides long. RefSeq lists its product as uncharacterized. Gene Ontology annotation, molecular function: iron ion binding; procollagen-proline 4-dioxygenase activity; L-ascorbic acid binding. Lineage: Eukaryota; Fungi; Ascomycota; Eurotiomycetes; Eurotiales; Aspergillaceae. The coding region runs from base 1 to 870 and encodes 289 amino acids. Gene Ontology annotation, cellular component: endoplasmic reticulum. The transcript has a single exon. Gene Ontology annotation, biological process: peptidyl-proline hydroxylation to 4-hydroxy-L-proline. The record is from RefSeq and is a predicted model, not a curated record.
AUGACUUGGCGAACAAAGGCGGAAUUUCUCCCCGCAAAACCCCCCGCCAACGCUCGAUGCCAUCGCAUCGACUUCACCCAGUCCGACCCACCGCUGCCUGAAUACAAGGAGCUUUGCGCUGCAGUCAUUGACAAUGCAUUCACCAAGGAGGAAUGCGACGAGUUUCUUCGUCUAGCCGAGGCCAGCACCGUCCCGUCAACGAAGCCCGGGGACCGGACCGUCGCCGCCGCCGCCACCGCCGAACCCACCUGGGAGCGCGCCAUGAUCAACCUGGGUAACGGCAAACAGGCGCUCGCGGUGGACACACGCAACUGCGGGCGAAUCAUCUACGACUCGCCUGAGUUGGCCGACAAAUUGCUGGCCCGGUUGCGGCCCUUCUUACAGGAGCUGGGGGGCAUCGAGGUGAUCGACAAUCAGCCCCGGGUGACGGGCCUGGCCGGUCGCAACGUCGUCUACCGACUCACCCGUCUCAACGAGCGACUGCGCUUUCUGAGAUACGAAGGGGGGGAAUACUUCCGACCGCACUGGGAUGGACACUACCGGACGCCGGACGGGCGCGAGACCUCGUACUACACGGUGCACCUCUAUUUGAAUGGGGAUGGGGAGCAGGAUCGCGCGGAACUGAUGCGGGAGAUCAAGCGCCUGGAAAAAGGCGAGGGCGUUGUGAAUCUGGACACGAAAGGAUCUCUGCUGGGCGGUGCGACCUCCUUUCUGCCUCGGUUCGAGGAGAAGGAGCGCCAUCUUCGCAUCUUUCCCCGGACGGGGUCGGUGCUGGUGUUUCAGCAGAAUGAUUUGCUGCAUGGCGGGGAUCCUGUGAUACGUGGGGUCAAGUAUACGAUGAGGACGGAUAUCAUGUUUCGAAGGGAUUGA